AUGAUAAAAAACGAAAUGGAGAAUGGCGGCGGCGACGCUAAUUCCAAUGUGUCACCGACCAAACUCAUGGUCAAUUACAUACCCGAAUUGAUGACGCGGGACAUGAUGUACGCAUUGUUUUCUGCGAUGGGCAAAAUCGAGAGUUGCAAAUUGAUCGCCAACAGGGGUUAUGGAUUCGUGGAAUAUGAAAAACACGAGGAUGCCGAGAAGGCGCGAGCUGCGUUCAACGGCCUACUCAUGCAAGGCAAAACUUUGAAAGUGUCAUUCGCUCUUCUCAACCCCGAGAACAAAGUCAGCCACAAACCUGAUACCGAAUCGAACCUCUACAUAAGUAAUCUACCUCCUGAUAUGACGCUAGAGCGUUUAAAUACUCUCUUUAAUCAAUUUGGAAACAUAACCAACAGUCGCGUAUCACAAGGGAUCGGUUUUGUGUGUUACGAAAGUCGACCACAGGCUGAGGAAGCUAUCAAACACAUGAAUGGGCAGACACCUAUUCCGGCAGCUGGUCCAAUUGUUGUGAAGUUCGCCAACAAACCAAACGCAAAUAAAAAUGCUCCGCGUCCUACUCCACGGGUUGGAGUUGGAGCUACCCCACUGGCAUACAAUGGCGCUGCUGCAGUCUUCAAUGGAACUACGGCUUCUGCAUUUAAUGGCACGAAUCUGAGCGCGGCCUUUGGUGCAAGGCCCGCGGCGUUCGCUCCUGGCUUCCCUCAGGCGUCACCACCACCGCUGUUACCGUCGCCCGGUAAGGCCCUUCCGUUUAUUAACAAGGGCCAGCAAAGAUUCAAUCCAAUGGCAGCAGCGAACCACACACCUCUCCCUCUGCUUGGGGCUCCUGCGAGUCCUGUACCACUCCUGGGCGCGCCUCCUGCUCCGCAUCAAACCACUGUGUAUGUAUACAACAUUGGUGAGGACACUGAAGAACUGGCACUGUGGCAACUGUUUGGUCCUUAUGGUGCCAUUGACUCCAUUAAAGUAAUCAAGGAUCCUGAGACCAAGAAAAACAAAGGUUUUGCAUUUGUCAAUAUGAGGGAGUAUGAUGAGGCUGCAAUGGCCAUUCAGGCGCUCAAUGGAUAUACGCUCAAUGGACAGGUUCUAUCAGUUAGCUUUAAGACACAAAAAAGAAAUAAUUAG
Messenger RNA from Chilo suppressalis (striped riceborer), 1134 nucleotides. The record is from the annotation of a GenBank genome assembly. NCBI's taxonomy places the organism in Eukaryota, Metazoa, Arthropoda, Insecta, Lepidoptera, Crambidae.